Molecule: messenger RNA, 5256 nt
Organism: Cephus cinctus (wheat stem sawfly)
Lineage: Eukaryota; Metazoa; Arthropoda; Insecta; Hymenoptera; Cephidae
Product: GAS2-like protein pickled eggs
Exons: 9
Coding region: 580-3342 (920 amino acids)
Biological process (GO): protein localization to microtubule plus-end; actin crosslink formation; microtubule bundle formation
Cellular component (GO): cytoplasm; stress fiber; actin filament
Molecular function (GO): actin filament binding; microtubule binding; cytoskeletal adaptor activity
Source: RefSeq, a predicted model, not a curated record
CAGCCCAUAGGCGCUUCAGUCUCUGCUUGGGACGUGAUCGCGCGAGCAUGGGGUUGAUAGGUGCCCCACGAGACGAGUUCAACUUGAAAUUCUGAGGGUAUAUUCGCCGAUUUAACAAGCGGCUAGAAAGUACACAAAUCAUUGAGGAGCUGUGAAAAUUAAAAAAAAUAAAUCAGAAGAAAACCGAAGUACUUAUAGCGAGUGUCCACUCGCAGGAGAAGGUUAUUUUUCAAAAUUGAAACUGUGAUUUGAACCAGGACAAGAGCGAAUGUAAGGGUAGUGUAAACGGCGUGAGCCCUUCGUCCCUUUAAAAUACGGCAGUGCCUCUGGCGUAAUCUGCAUUAAAAACAAAUCCAAGAGUAGCACUUUGAACAGUUAAGACGUAAUUUUUUAUUAACGCGAGUGUACCAAUAUCAGAAGUGAUUAGAAGUACCGAGUGUCCUGGAUAAGAUAACUAGAUACGAGGGUCCUCUAUGUACAGGCGCUUUGGUAUGACAGCACGUUCCUCCGUAUACGUCUAAUCCAUUACAAAUCGCAGAGCACGCGACUUCGAAACGAGCGUAAAGAAUCAAGCGAAAGAUGUCGGUGCUAUUGGAAGCGAGGCCGUACAGGCCCUUCAAGUCCUCCGAGGAGUAUCUUGUGGCUAUGAAGGAGGAUCUAGCCGAAUGGCUGAACGCUUUGUACCCUGAACUCAGAAUGAAUCUCGAUAAUUUUAUGGACAGAUUGGAUACCGGCGUGGCACUUUGCAAGCACGCGAACAACGUACGAAAAUCAGCAUCCGAGUACGUAGCACGUCGCCAGGCACGAAAGAUAAUGACGAGGUCCAUAACCUCAUCUCUUGCCGUCCCGAUGACCCAGCUGAGCGACGUGGCCUUCCUGCCCAACGCGAAGGCCGGUACUUUCUUUGCCCGUGACAACGUCUCCAACUUCAUCAGCUGGUGCCGAAACAGCCUUGGCAUAAUAGAGUGCUUGCUCUUCGAGACGGACGACCUCAUCCUCAGGAAGAACGAGAGGCACGUGAUACUGUGUCUUUUGGAGGUGGCGCGUCGCGGCGCUAAAUUCGGCAUGCUCGCCCCUAUGCUGGUCCAGAUGGAACGGCAGAUUGAUCGCGAGAUCGCUGCUGAGAACAAGGCUGCCAACGGCGCUGGGGCUGGGAACGAGGAUAGCGACGACGAGUACGAGGAGAUGCAGCAGGAGGAGCCUUGUCUCAUUUAUGGACCACAACCUCAGAUCGUCACCAAUGACCUUAAGAGUCUCGACGAGAUGGUCCGCGACCUGGUCGAGAGGUGCACCUGUCCCACGCAGUUUCCGAUGAUCCGCGUGUCCGAGGGAAAGUAUCGAAUCGGCGACACGAAAGUUCUCAUUUUCGUGAGGAUCCUCAGGAAUCAUGUGAUGGUGCGCGUCGGAGGUGGCUGGGACACACUCAGCCAUUAUUUGGACAAACACGACCCCUGCCGUUGCCGAACUUCUCAUCGCUCGACCAUCUCGGCCAAGCUGAUUCAGAAAGCAGGCGGCUCCUUCGAUCUUGGUAGUGCGCAGGUGCACUAUGAACGAUCACCUCCAAGGACGCGCAGGAGUUCAGCCUCCAGCGUGGGUUCCUGCGGCGGUGCUAUUCAAUCCCAGAGCCAACAACCACUGUCCCUACAGACAUCCAGGAGCGUCUCCAAUAACAGAUCCCGAUCACCCACGCCGCACCGUGCAAAUCGUCAGCUGGGCGAAGAUCUGAGGAAGAACACAAGCAAUCGAUCCAGAAGUCCAACUCCUCAGAGAAAGUUCUUGGGCAGUCCGGGACACAAUGCCGUCGACCUGAGUAAACAGAGGUCCAGGUCCCCUACGCCAAAGACUGGAAAUCUUCGAUCACGUAGUCCUACUCCGAAGGUGGACCAAUCCAGGUUCGGAUGCACGGGUACACUGGACUCCACUAGGAAGGCGCUAAACGAGGAAAUUCGCCAGGUCAAAUACGACGGACGGUCGCAGAUGUAUCACAGCAGAUACCAAGACAACUAUCAGGAUCCCAAGAAGGACCUGCACCAAGAGAUCCGUGCCAAGGUACCUCUGUCGGAAGAGUUCUCCAAGAGAUACGUGGUGGAGGGUGGCGUGGCACGCCGUACAGUCGACAAGGACGACAGCCCUAGGUACGAGCCAUCGAUUUACAAUUACAAGUGCCGAGAGGAUUCCAGCAGUCGUAGCCCGACCCCGAGUCCACCGGCUAUCAAGGAAGAGCCCUCGGAGGAUUCAGAAAGUCCUGUAACGUUCGCCAAGGAGGCCCAAUACGUAAAAUCUCCUCAGGGCGACGGCGAACAUUCGGACAAUGGUAGCGAGGUAUCGGAUGAAGGAUAUCGAAGCCUUGGCGCAGUGCAGCCACCACCAGCAAACGGUACCAACCUUAAUAAUGGUACCGGUAGUACGCAGGGAUCGCCUACGGUUGCUGACUGUCAUAAGCAACCUACCAAAACGGAUUUUGAAAGAUCCUGCGUGGAGACAGAGAGCAUCGAGACGGGUCUGAGAAAGACUAGGAUUGGACCUUCCAGUCCAUUGAGGGCGUCCCCUUCGAGGAGCGUGGCUUCCUCUUCCGGCGACAGAACACCCAGAGCCGGUUCCAUCGUACGUGAGAGCAGCAAUCUCUCACGAGCAUCUUCAGGAAGUAGGACUCCCAGAGACGGUAAUUCCAGUCCAGAAGGAAGUCCGUUGAAGCGUGGCGGUGGAAGGACCAGCUUGAGGAAACCUCCUACGGGAAGUCUGAGCAAAGCAUCUGGAAUGCCACGGCUGGCGCUAGGUCAAAAUCAGACUUCGUCCGGUAGCAACACCUGGAACGGAAGACAAAUUCGUCAGAGGCCUAGUAUACAAGCUGACACUUUCUUAAAUCCAGCCAGUCAAGCCACCAAUACGAGUACUUCGUCAAGCUUCUCCAGGAGGAGUCCCGGCAGACAGAGCCUACCGCGUCCGUCGAAUGGUAACGGGCCACAGUACGAUAGGAACGGUCGCAGGAUCAAGCCUUCAACUUCGCUACAGUCGUCGCCCACCAAGGUGGCAAACCCACUUCUGGAACAGAUUCUCCAAAAGGUAGGACAUCUUGAGGAUGACAAGGAAGUUGUGCAGAAACUGCAGGACUUUUUAAAGGACUACCAAGGCACCGGCGCUCCAGGUAACGAGAGCGAUCCGACCCUGGAAUUCACCAGGGCCUGGAUAGAUGGCAACGGGAUUGUCGUUCUACCCCAGGACGUCCAAGUCGUCGCCAGUCCUAGGAAGGAUCCUAAGCCGGCCUCCGAACGCGGUGGAUUCUCUAGGAUACCAGCACCCGUGUACAAAAGGCCCAUGUCCGUAGCGUCCGAUAGUGUUUGAGUGAAUCGUCAUCUCAUUGGGGAUAAUGAAUGAAUGAGUCGAUAAAAAAAAAAUUUAAUAGAAUGUGAUCAAUUUGUAAAUUCCUGCUCACAAAGAAUGAGAGAAAAUCUUAUACACUGUUUUUUCUAUUCACGUGCAGAUCGUGAAAUCAGGAUUUUGUGGAGUCCCUAGAUCAUCGAGGAUUUUUUUAUAGAAUAAUUAAAAAAGGAUGUCAUUCGCUGUACCAAUAACAUGGGACUGAUUGCGAACAACUUUCUUUUUUUAUUUUUCAUAACGCAUGGGUACGGGAACGAUAUCCUAGUGUUGUUCGAAAUCGUCAGCUACUGUUCUUUAAAAAUCCUCGAUUGAAGAUUCAUUCGCGCGGUAUAGGUUAGGUUAACGAAGAUUGAGAGAAGGAUGAAGAUUACCGCGUUUUCGAGCUUUUCUUUAAAAUCGGUCUUAAAAAGGUUGAAUAGAAGAACGAGAGAGAUUUCUGUCGAGUUCUACGUAUGCAUAGGUAUGUUAUUACACGUCUUGCGUUAUAUUAAUGGCUUCCCGAAUCAAUUUGCUUCCCAUGCGAGUUAAUUGGACUUUUGGGUGUCGCCCGUUGAAAGGCUCCUUGAGUGAGUUGAUUGCAAUUAAGUGAAUCGUUCGAAUCGUAUCGACGAUUCUAUUUAGAAAUUAUUUAUUUAUAUAGUCUAUCGGUUGUAUUUAUUAAAGACAAUUUAUUUACGUGUUGUUCGCGUCGUUUUCCGCGCUAUUAUUACAUUCACACGUAUAACCUCUGUACUGUGCUUGAACGAUGUAACUGGAACAUAUGAGUACAAUCUGUAGAAAAAAUGGAUAAUGGAUGCAAUUUAUAGAAAAAGACAGAAAAUGUUUUUGAAAAAAUGUAUGCGGAUCAAAAACGACACGAAAGUUAAAAAAAAGUCAUAGCAAAAAUUGUGGAUCGAAACACUGGUGUACUAUGGGAAAAAAAAAUGUUGAGACCCCUAGUGUAGGGAGAACCCGAUUAAAAGAAUAGAGUAGGGAAAGUGGAAGAAAAAAAGAAUAGCCGAACUUAUCUCCGAACAGACUGCAUAGAUAGCGUAUCAUCAGAUAUAUAAAUACCAUUCCAAUAUUUAAAUGUUUUUAUACCAAAAGUGACAGUAGAUCCUUUUUGUACCAAGUGUCUUAGUAAGCAAAUAAGAUAAUGCCCUAUAGUUAAACGAGGGGAACCAUUUAUCGCUAAGGGUUAUAUUUUAGAAUGUGAAAUGAUAGUGGAUGAAGAAAAGAAUAGAAAAAAGAGAAAAAGAUACAAACAAUAAGCAAAACCAUAUGGAAAUUUCAAUUCCUCAUAGCGAUGCGUUAUAUCGCGCUAUAACAAAUGGAAGGAAGAACCUGAAAUAUUUUUUAGUAUUUAGAAACGAGUAAACCGUUUAGUUAAGGAAUUGCGCGAUAUCGCGAGACGCGUCGUUGUUCUUUUUGGGGGGACUCGUUUGAAAAUGUUAUAUUAAUUUUUUUUCUCUUCUUUCGUUUCCUUCGUUUAUGUUUUCACGAGUCCCGACAAAAACACCACACGCGUUUAUUAUACGUGCCGUUUUCGCCAUGGGAAUCGAGCACACAGAAAUAUCGAAGGACCGCCAUCAUGGGUCCACGAGCUUUUAUAUCCGUCUCUUUCGAUAGGUGCAUAUGAAAAUGGGCCCUAAAGAGUCCCAAUAAAAAAAUGGCCUUAAGUACGACCCAAUAAUACAUAGUAUAACGAUUAUCCUCAAUGAGCCUAAUCUAAAACUUCGAAAAAUGCCUAACGAGCCAAGUCCUCGCUUGGUCGCUCGCUCGUAAAUUUUUGUAUUUCUUUGUUAUUUUUGAAAAAAAGAAAAAAAAUCGCUUGCGAUUCACAUGAUUUUCAUGGUUUGAAACCCGCUUUCGUUCCAUUAAUGUCACUCGCGCGUUUUC